UCUCAAGUACGCAUAUCGGCCAUUAGGGUGGUUGGCCCUUGGAGCCGUGGCCGUUGGCAUUUUCCCCGUUGCUUUGAAAUGUUUUGCGUCUAUUCGGAAUUUCAGGUUUCAUGACAUCAACAUUCUUGUUAUCAUUGCCGGACUAUACAGAAGCUGCCUCGAUUGUCUUUCUGUUCACCAUUGCAGAGUGGCUCCAGUCUUCUGCAGGUUACAGGGCAAAAGCAGUGAUGUCGUCGUUGAUGAGCAUGGCGCCCCAAAAAGCAGUCUUAGCAGAGAGUGGAGAAGUUGUGGAUGUUGAUGAGGUUAAGUUGAACACAAUUCUUGCUGUUAAGGCUGGCGAAACUAUACCGAUUGAUGGAAUAGUUGUUGAAGGAAAAGCUGAAGUGGAUGAGAAAACACUAACUGGAGAAUCCUUUCCAGUUGCCAAAGAAAAGGACUCCACUGUUUGGGCAGGCACUAUCAAUCUUAAUGGUUAUAUUAGCGUGAAAACUACAUCAUUGGCUGAAGAUUGUGCGGUCGCCAAAAUGGCAAAACUCAUCGAAGAGGCUCAAAACAGCAAAUCCAGAACUCAAAGAUUCAUUGACAAAUGUGCAAUGUUCUAUACCCCAGCGGUCCUGGUCAUUUCUGUUUCUAUCGCGGUGAUUCCAGCUGCAUUACAUGUUCACAAUUGGAGCAAGUGGUUUCACUUAGCUUUGGUUGUUUUAGUGAGCGCUUGUCCGUGCGGUCUCAUCCUCUCUACACCCGUUGUGACUUUCUGCACGCUCACAAAAGCGGCAACAUCUGGACUUCUGAUCAAGGGAGGUGACUACAUUGAGAUUCUUGCUAAAGUCAAGAUCAUGGCUUUUGACAAAACUGGUACAAUAACAAGGGGUGAAUUUGUGGUGAUGGAUUUUCAAUCUCUUCGUGAUGACAUUAGCUUGAACACAUUGCUUUACUGGGUUUCAAGCAUUGAGAGGAAGUCAAGUCAUCCAAUGGCAGAUGCGCUGGUUGACUAUGGAAGAUUGUUUUCGGUCGAGCCAAACCCUGAGAAUGUGGAGGAGUUUCAAAAUUUUCCCGGCGAAGGUAUUCAUGGGAAAAUUGAUGGACAAGAUAUCUACAUUGGAAACAGAAAAAUAGCUUUGAGAGCUGCUUGUGAAAUAGUUCCAACAAUUGAAGGUUCGAAAGGUGGGAAGACGAUUGGAUACAUAUACUCUGGGGGAGCCCCUGCUGGAGUCUUUACAAUAUCUGAUGCUUGUCGAUCUGGGGCUGCAGAGGCUGUCAAGGAGCUAAAGAAGUUAGGCAUUAAAACAGCUAUGCUCACAGGAGAUAGUAAUGCUGCCGCAUUGCAUACAAAUGAGCAGCUUAAGCAAGCUCUCGAGGUAGUCCAGGCAGAACUUCUACCUGAAGACAAGGCAAGAAUCAUUAAAGAAUUUAAAAUGGAAGGAAACACAGCAAUGGUUGGAGACGGGAUCAAUGAUGCCGCUGCUUUAGCUACAGCCGAUGUUGGUAUCUCAAUGGGCAUUUCAGGAUCAGCCCUUGCUCAAGAAACUGGGAAUAUAAUUUUACUGUCAAAUGACAUUAGGAAACUACCGAAAGCAGUCCAACUUGCGAGAAGAGCUAAAAGAAAAGUGAUUGAGAAUGUGGCUUUGUCCAUCACUACUAAGGCGAGUAUCCUUGCACUGGGAUUUGCAGGGCAUCCGCUUGUUUGGGCUGCUGUUCUUGCUGAUGUCGGUGUUAGAUUAAACUCAUCAAAAUAUAAGUGAAGAGAUUAAGCUCAUGAACCACAAAUUUAUAUAAGUAUUAAAAUCACAAUUUAAUAAACACAA
Malus domestica (apple) is the source of this 1805-nucleotide messenger RNA. Lineage: Eukaryota; Viridiplantae; Streptophyta; Magnoliopsida; Rosales; Rosaceae. The record is from RefSeq and is a predicted model, not a curated record.